This is a messenger RNA of Girardinichthys multiradiatus, 921 nucleotides long. It is a transcript of the gene otulina, whose product is annotated as OTU deubiquitinase with linear linkage specificity a. The record is from RefSeq and is a predicted model, not a curated record. The transcript is spliced from 3 exons. Bases 116 to 754 code for a protein of 212 amino acids. NCBI's taxonomy places the organism in Eukaryota, Metazoa, Chordata, Actinopteri, Cyprinodontiformes, Goodeidae.
UGACGUCAUUUGUAAGUGAUUGCUGAGGUAGCUAAAACUUCCACUACACCACCGGCUCGUCUGGCGCGGUUUAAACGCCGGUAGUCACAGAAAUAAGGGUUUGUAACCCGAAUUCAUGAUGUCUUGGGUAAAAGCUGCUUCGUUCAGCGGUGAAGAUGUAUUCGACGAGAAUGCGGAUGAUCUUAAUUUACAAAGUAAAGAGUGGACAUCCAACAUGAAGAAACGUAUCAAGGAUGGUUAUAGGGACGGAGGUAGUGCCGGAGAGGAGGCCUCGCUUCAGGUGGGGUUUAACCAGGGCUUCAGAGAAGGAGCAGCUCAAACUGUGGCUGUGGGUCGCCUCAGAGGGAUUGUGAGUGCAGUAUGGUGCGGCUGCCUGAUCCAGCAUCCAGAAAAGCCUGUCCCGUCCUGUGUGAUUGACCUCCUGCAACAAGUAACACGGCAUGAAGAAGGAAUCAUUGACGGCAUCAGGAAAGCUCUGGAGAACCCUCCUCCUAGCGUGAGUGACGUCUCGGAGAGCAUGGAGGAUCUGGACUGCAGCGGAGCCGGUUGUGAAGAGACGGACUGCUGCAGGAGCGAACAGAAAAUGGACCUGGACAGUUCUCACCAGCAGAAUCUCUGCUCUGAGCCCAGUGGAGCCUCCUCCGGGUCAUGUGAAGGUUUAGACCUCCUUGUGCAACGCUGCAUGGAUCUCGUUUCAGAGCUGGGUCUGCCACAAGAACUGAUCAGUCACUUAGAGGAGCUGAAGAACAUGUGACAAUCAAUAUGACGGACAAUACAAACUGCUGUAAUCUAGAGACUUUUAUACACAAAACUAUAAUAAAUUUGAUGUGCAUAUUGUAAUUUGUAUUUGCAGUUUUUCUAAGAUAUUUUAGAAAUGUUUUAUUAUUCAUUUUAGAAAAUAAAGAAGCAUUGUUUACCACA